CUUGGGAUUGUCACACUGACGCUGACAGUCAUCGAAGCUUUUCGCGCCGCUGAACCUCCUUCAUCCACUGACGUUCAUCAUAUACCUUCAAUACUUACCACUCCGCUUACUAUCCAGAACGGGGACGAUUACAACAUGGAGGAUACACACAUGGACAUGGACGACGUUCAAAUGACUGCAACACCACAACCGCAGCCACAGGCUACCCAGAACCCACCUUCAGAUGCCAGUAAUGUCCAACCCCCUCUUCCCGCAACCCGCGAAAAUUUCCGCGACAUUCAAGUGAAAGUUCACAUUAGAAGGCCUGAAAGAGAUUCCUGGGUAUACAUGGGGCGAGGUCUCGUCAGCCAGGAAGUUCAUGGACAUUCAUCCCGCGUCGUCGUCCGCACUUUGAACACGAACAAACUAAUAACACAAUUCGGAGAGGGUUCCGAUCUUCAGGCGGAAAAAAGAGGUAAUUUCGUGGUGAUCGGCUGUGUUGAGGACAGUGGGGUUGUGUCUUGGUCAUUCAACGCGUUGAACAACUCCGAAACUCUUCGUCUUCUCGCAAGCAUCGAACUGGCUUGCUACAAAUGUAAAAACGUGUUAGCCGACCCCCGCACCGCGAUGAGAAGUCGCCGGAAAAUUGAACGCGUCAUUAAGGAUGACAGACGAAGGAGACAUAGAAGACGCAAGGAUCAGGAGGCUCUCAUCGACGCCUUCGCGAAGCAGCAAUUGAGUGAACAACCUGCUCCAGCAGGUUCCAGCGUACAACCCCCAUCGCAGGCCUAAUCUUGUUUCCAGCUCUCUUGUAAUCGCCUCUGCAGCCUUUUACUAUGUACUCGCCUAUUAGAUUCCUCUGGAACCCUUGUAUUAUUUGCUCAGUACCAAUCUUA
Marasmius oreades (fairy-ring Marasmius) is the source of this 875-nucleotide messenger RNA. RefSeq lists its product as uncharacterized. Bases 136 to 771 code for a protein of 211 amino acids. The record is from RefSeq and is a predicted model, not a curated record. NCBI's taxonomy places the organism in Eukaryota, Fungi, Basidiomycota, Agaricomycetes, Agaricales, Marasmiaceae. The transcript has 6 exons.